UUCUUUUCCUCCACCACAAUUCUUACCUACGUCUUCAAAUUGGAAGUUUCAGAGAUUCUGCACCAUGCGCAUGACCCGUGCUGCCCUCCGAGCUCAAGCUCAUGACGAGACGCAAUUGAUUCACGAAGACACCGACGCGGACACCUCUCGAGACGACUCAGGCACGAUCCACGAAACUGAACGACCAGCUCUAAAAGACAUCACUGAUGAAAACUAUCCGACUGCAGAUGACAAUUUGGCAAUCGAAGAACAUCCACCUUUGAGUAGAGUCAAGAGCAAGGGAGAAGGAAAACAGACCAAGAAGGACAAGGACAAAGUCGAGUCCACCCAAGGCGAACAACAAGAAGUGCUCGAGACAGCGACGUGCUGCAGCCAAGAACAGACGGGUCAAGCUGAGGGAGGUCAAGAGACUGCCUUGGUCGAACCGGAGUCUGUGCAACUCCCAGCCUGUGCUGAGGCAGUGGAUGCGGCAGCUGAAGAAGGCCAACCCCCUACAUAUAAUCCUACUCCUAGUCCACCUCGCAACGAUCUUCCAAAGACACCCAAAUUCGACCCAGCCGUUCACGUAGCCGAGGAAGUAGCAACGCCCGCAGAUACUGUCGAGGACUCAUUUGUGGACAAAAUCAAAACAAGAUCACCAAGCAAGAUGCAGUUCGAGCCACAAGAACGGUUGUCUCCAGCGUAUUCGGUUGAGCAGACUACACAUGUGCCGAGAAUUGAGGACUCAGUUGAAGCUAUAGACGCACUUGAGGACGCUAUUGAAGAGGUCUCUGAAAGAUUGCCAGAUCUGGAUGGUCUCGAAAUUGAAUCUCCCAUCAAAUCUCGCAAAACCACACCCGUACCCUUGACUUCGCACCGUACACCAGGAACAGCCCGAAAGGCAGAACCAGCAUCUGCCAGAUCGUUACGCAAAUCGCCCCGAAAGGCACCUUCCACUGGACGUCCUCCUCAACCCAGACCUAGCGUCAGCCGUGCCUCGAGCAUCAAAGCAAAACCCACCUUGGUAGACAAACAGCCAAAGAAACCCAUCAUUGAUGGCUUGAAGACUAGGGAACCUUCGGCAUCUUCCACAUUACCAGCACUAUCCUUCUCCAACUCUCCAGCGAAGUCCCUUCCCAACACAACGAAGAAACGGGUGCCUAGCGCUACCUUGUCCACUCAAAAGCCGGCGUUCGUCCCGGCGAAGUCUGCCAAACCACCUACAAAGCCAACGUUCACUCUUCCCGGGGAAGCGAUUUCAGCUAAAGUGAAGGCGGAACGUGAGGAGAAAUUGAGGCGUGAAGAAGAAGCCGAGAGAGAGCGCAAAGUCUUUAAAGCUAGACCAGCUCCCCCGAAGACAUGUCGACCCAGUGUCCUUCCACGCGAGAACAAAGCCAGUCAGGCGCGGGUUAGCAUUUACUCGACCGGGACGAAUAAAGAAAACGUUGCGCCGAAGACACGACCAUCCUCGUUCCACGCUGCGGUGCACAAGGAUGUAACGAAGGCGAAUUCGAGCGUUCGACGAACAACUAGUGUCAUGGAGAGAUCUACCGCGAAACCCAGAGUAUCGUCGCUGCAGUUGACGGCCGGCCAGAAAUUGGCUGUGACCAAAGAAGAUCAGGCACAGCAGAAAGCUAGGGCCAAAGCUGUCUUUGGACGGACCAAGAUUGAGAUGGAGCGACUCGAGAAGGAGAGGAAGGAGAAGGAGGAUGCUGCGAGGAAGGCGAGGGCCGAGGCUGCGGAACGAGGACGGCAGGCUAGUCGUGAAUGGGCAGAGAAGCAGAAGAAAAGAUGGCCAUGCAGGCAGCAGCAGCAAAAGCUGGCAAGGAUGAGGGACAAGGGCGAGGUCUGGUUGCGGUAAAUGCCUCGUAGCUGACAGUGUGAUGCAAAGAUCCAGUCACUGCUUCGAGGUUUGACGUGAGUGGAUUGGGUGAAGUAUGGAUGGAUGAACGGAUGAACGAACCAACGAUUUUGUUUAGGUUAUGCUCUUUUCAGCCCUGGUGUUGGUAUUGGUAUGCUUGCUUUUGCUGAGGUCCACUGAUAUUGUUACCGGAAGGUAUCGAAUAUGCAGGACGAGGGGCCUGGAAUCCAGGACAACACUGUAAGAGGUCGUCAGUCGCUUAUGAGAUAGUACUUCUAUAGCUUGAGCCAGACAGAAAGAUAGUCUACUUUGGGAUAUUUCUUUGUAC
Molecule: messenger RNA, 2168 nt
Organism: Exophiala xenobiotica
Lineage: Eukaryota; Fungi; Ascomycota; Eurotiomycetes; Chaetothyriales; Herpotrichiellaceae
Exons: 1
Coding region: 65-1840 (591 amino acids)
Source: RefSeq, a predicted model, not a curated record